Coregonus clupeaformis (lake whitefish) is the source of this 1703-nucleotide messenger RNA. RefSeq lists its product as uncharacterized. The record is from RefSeq and is a predicted model, not a curated record. The coding region runs from base 544 to 1533 and encodes 329 amino acids. The transcript is spliced from 5 exons. Lineage: Eukaryota; Metazoa; Chordata; Actinopteri; Salmoniformes; Salmonidae.
UACAUACAUGACAUAAAAUACACACAUCAAUAUAAAUGCAAAAUGCAAGCAGAAAGAAAAAAUAUUAUUAAAUUAUUGUGAGGUGUAGGCCAAUAUCAUUGGUCAGGCCUAGCCUAGAUAUAUGUGGAUUGACAGUACAGGAGGGCAUACUCUGACCAAUAUAAUAUUAUUGUAUGUGAAACUCACAUAAUAUUGGUCUAAAUUGGGUGCCAUUUUAUUGAUUAGGGGAUGAUGUAGCCUAAUAAUUGCUGUGAUGAGUUAUGCACAUAGAAUUAGAAUGUUCAAGGGAUUCUAAUUCUAAGGGGAUGCGUUUUAAUUGACUAUCAUGUUCAAAACCCAGUAUCCUGCAUCAUAAUAAAAUGAUGUCAUAAUUGCAUUCAAUUCUCAUCAUAGGUUCUAACCUCUGUGUUGGAGUGCAAACAGAUUAGGCUACUCAUAAAGAAAGGACUUGAAGCAUACUGAUGAUCCUAAAUUAACUGUGAAAUGUUUGAAUUAUUCGCCAUUUCAUCUCUUGAAUAAUUGUCCACAUUCAAGACAGUCAUCAUGGACUGUUUCUGUUUUCCUGCUCCAAUGAGAGUACAAUACCUUACUAGGCAGCCCACCGAGUCUCAGAAAGUGGGUCUCUUCAGAGAGAAGGUGACUCUGAUGUGGGAGGCUAUCAAAGUCCUGAAGAGUGACCAGGAAGCCAUGAUGGCUCAGCUCAAAAAGAGCCAGAAGAAACAGCAGAAGGAUGAGGAGCUGUUGCAUAAAAGCCAAUGGAAGCAGGGGAAGGACAACCAGCAACUCUGUUUGGUCAUCAGAAGGCUGGAGAAUAAGGUAGAUGUGGUGACCAAGGAGCUCUGGGCAGAGCUGAAGAGACUGGGAGAGCUGAUUGAGGAGAACAAGAAUGGUGCGGGCGACUCCUCAGCCUCCUUGAAACCUUGUUGGGAAUUCCCCAUUCCAGUGCCUCCCACUGGCCAGCCUAGGCCUACGUCAGGACGGCAUCAGUACUACGCCCAAUACCCAUGUGUCCCACACGUCAGAUCUGCAACCAACCAGAGUGUGUCUCAGACAGGCAGCUCACGUGUCCUCCCAGCUGGCCAGAGACUCCACAGACGCUCUCCUGUCCUACCCCCACUGGUUGAUCCUCCCAUGCCUAUAACACAUUGGUUUCCUGAUCUCUCUCCUCCCAAACGCCCUCUGCCGUUGCCACCUGCUAUUCUUGAGGAGCUAUACACAGACACAUCCUCAGACCCAGCCUUUAGACAGGAAAAGGUCAUUGAGGAGAUGAUGAAGAUACUAGAAGAGGAGAGGGAGAAGGAUAGGGUGGAUAUACUUGCGGUGGUGGAAAAAGAGAUGGAGAAAAAAUUGAAGAAAUUGCAGAGGGAGUCUCCAGCACAUAGAAUCCAGAAAACGGAGCAGGAAAUGGUAGAGAUGAUGAAGGCAAUAGAAAAAGAGAGGGAGUUGGAUAGGAUUGAGAUACUUGAAAUGGUGGGAAAAGAGAUGGACAGAAAAUGGAAGAAGAUGCAGAAUGUAGGUCAGAAAGAGAAGUGAUUUGGACUGAAUUACCCAGAUAAUUUGGAAGAAAACGUAAGAUAUUAGAGAUGACACGCAAGAGGAUGAGGAAAGGAGAGAAGAAAUUAACGGAAUAUCAUAAAGCGAUUAAAAGCUAACAAACAGAAACAAAUUGUCCUCCGUCUUCUUAUUGUCUCGGCCUUUAGGCC